Messenger RNA from Triplophysa dalaica, 3379 nucleotides. RefSeq names its product mannosidase, alpha, class 2B, member 1 (gene man2b1). Gene Ontology annotation, biological process: mannose metabolic process. The record is from RefSeq and is a predicted model, not a curated record. The coding region runs from base 49 to 2997 and encodes 982 amino acids. NCBI's taxonomy places the organism in Eukaryota, Metazoa, Chordata, Actinopteri, Cypriniformes, Nemacheilidae. Gene Ontology annotation, molecular function: carbohydrate binding; alpha-mannosidase activity. The transcript is spliced from 22 exons. Gene Ontology annotation, cellular component: lysosome.
CAAAGUCAGCUCUGUGUCAUAUGACUUUCUUUUCAUUAUCAGACCAUCAUGCCUCCUCUGCACAUCUGUUCCCUGAUUCUGUGUUCUAUCUCUGCUGUAUUUUCUUCACCUGUGGGUCGAGACUCCGUCUGUGGUUAUAAGUCAUGUCCUGCCACAAAGCCAUCCAUGCUGAACGUCCAUUUGGUUCCUCACACCCAUGACGAUGUAGGUUGGCUGAAGACAGUGGAUCAAUACUACUAUGGAGACCGAAACAAUAUCCAGCAUGCAGGGGUUCAAUAUAUUCUGGACUCUGUCGUCGACCAGCUACAGAAGGAUCCGGCCCGGCGCUUUAUAUAUGUUGAGAUCGCCUUCUUUUACCGCUGGUGGAAGCAACAGGACCAGAACACCCGGCGAAUCGUAACCCAGCUGGUGAAUGAGGGUCGUCUUGAGUUCAUAAAUGGCGGAUGGUGUAUGAGCGAUGAAGCCACUACGCACUACAGUGCUGUGAUAGAUCAAAUGAGUCUGGGCUUGCGUUUUCUGAACGACACGUUCGGUGAGUGUGGCCGUCCCCGAGUAGCCUGGCACAUCGACCCUUUCGGACAUGCCCGAGAACACGCCUCUGUCUUUGCACAGAUGGGCUAUGAUGGUUUCUUUUUCGGCCGUUUGGACUAUCAAGACAAAGGUCGCAGAAUGAGAACCAAAGAGAUGGAGAUGGUUUGGAGAGCCAGUGAAAGCCUGAAGCCUCCUGUUGCUAAUCUUUUCACAGGUGUCCUUCCCAAUGGCUAUAAUCCACCUGCUGGUUUCUGCUGGGACCAGUCAUGUGAUGAUGCUCCCAUUAGAGAUGACCCAGACCUUGAGGACUACAAUGUGGAUAUGAUAGUACAGAACUUUUUGAGCACUGCCAAUAGUCAGGCUACAUAUUAUAAAACAAACCAUAUCAUCAUGACCAUGGGUUCAGACUUCCAGUAUGAGAAUGCCAAUCUCUGGUAUAAGAAUAUGGAUAAGUUGAUUAAGUACGUUAAUGCUUUGCAAGCUAACGGGAGCAAAGUGAACGUGCUUUAUUCCACCCCUUCCUGCUACCUGCAAGAGCUCAAUCUAGCCAACCUCACCUGGCCUCUGAAGACCGAUGAUUUCUUCCCCUAUGCUGAUGACGCUCAUGAUUUCUGGACGGGUUAUUUCACCAGCCGCCCCGCACUGAAAUUAUACGAAAGACUGAGCAACAGCCGACUGCAGACCUGCAACCAGCUUGAGGUACUCGGGGGGCCUAAGUCCAGAUCGGGACCUUUUGGAGAUGGCGACAGUGAUACCAUGAAGAGGGCGAUGGGUGUGGCCCAACAUCAUGAUGCAGUGUCUGGUACGGAGAAACAGCAUGUGGCAUACGACUAUGCCAAGAGACUAGCUCGAGGCUGGGCACAUUGUGAGGUGCUGAUUCGAAAUUCUCUAGCUGUUCUUAGUGGUUCUGAAGCUCCUCGUGUAAUGUGUGAGAAUCUCAACAUCAGUGUCUGUCCGCUCACAGAAAGCAGCCAUAAGUUUUCUAUGAACGUGUACAAUCCUCUUGCGAGGGUUGUAAGCUGGCCUGUGCGUUUGCCUGUCAAUGGUUCCCAGUAUAGUGUUACUGAUGCGAAUGGCAAAGCAGUGGACUGUCAGGUGGUCCCUCUGUCCAAAUCCACACAGGAAGUGAGACGAAACAGGGGUUAUGCCAAAGGUGAGCUGGUAUUCCAGGUUGAAGCUCCUCCUCUCGGCUACACGACGUACGUCAUCUCCUUGCUUCAGGACGGGCCUCCAGAAGACAAAAUCGAACACGGAGCCCCUCCUUCUAUUCAGAACAAGUUCCUGAAGGUGACUUUUGAUAAUAACACUGGUCUGUUAAAGACCCUGACCAACCUGGAAACUCAACAGACCAUUCAACUCUCACAGAACUUCUACUGGUACAAUGCAAGUGCAGGGAAUAACUAUGAGAGUAACCAGCCAUCAGGAGCUUACAUCUUCAGACCGAAUUCAUCAACACCCUUUAUCGUCAACAAAACUGCACAAAUAGAGGUUGUUACCGUAUCCGGUGUGGUACAAGAGGUGACGCAGCGGUUUAGUCCGUGGGUGUCGCAAGUUGUCCGGUUGUACGAGGGGCGCAGGGAGCUGGAGUUGGAGUGGACCGUGGGACCCGUGCCCAUCAAGGAUGGCUUAGGGAAAGAGGUGAUCACACGUUUGGACACAGACAUCCAGUCUUCUGGCUAUUUCUACACCGAUUCCAAUGGCAGAGAGGUUCUAGAGCGACGGAAAGAUUAUCGGCCCACGUGGGAUUUGAAGCAGUCUGAGCCAAUCGCAGGAAACUACUAUCCGAUCAACUCUCGCGCCUUUAUAAAGGAUGACAAGCGUCAGCUGACAGUGGUGACGGAUCGCUCUCAGGGGGUCGGCAGCAUCUAUAAUGGCUCGCUGGAAAUCAUGCUGCACAGGAGACUUCUAUAUGAUGACGUUAGGGGGGUUGGCGAGCCGCUUUCUGAGCCAGGAGAGUUUUAUGAUGGUUUAGUUGUGCGUGGCCGUCUACUGUUGACCCUCACACCCCCAGACCAAGCCGCAGAUACCCAUAGACCCCUCGCUCAGGGCAUGGUGCUGCAGCCCCUUCUGUCCUUCCAAGACGGCACACCUUCCACCAAUAGCAAACUGGAGUUCUCUGGGCUUCAGGCUGCUCUGCCCCCAGCUGUUCACAUGCUGACACUGUCUCAGUGGGACAAAGACUCAAUUUUGAUUAGGUUGGAACAUCAGUACGAGGCCAAAGAGAGCAAAACCUACUCGCAGCCUGUUACUGUCAACCUGCAGAAGCUGUUUUCUACCAUUAAGGUGCUCGGGGCAUCUGAGAUGAGUCUUGGGGCAAACCAAUGGAAAAAGGAUAUGACACGUCUGUCGUGGAAUAAUGAAAUGAAUGUGAAACCUGUUCCUGUCAGCGAUAAAGACCCCUCGCCAUGGGAAGUAACAUUAAACCCAAUGGAGAUCCGUACCUUUCUGUUACAGGUGCAGCAAUAGAUCUGACUAUCAUCGCCAUCAGACAUUGUUUCACUGAAUUACAUGAUAAAAUUGCACAAAAAUUUAUGUAAAAAAUCCUGUUGUAUAAUCCAUUCCAAUUUAAUGGACGGAAAAUAAAUUAUGCUGUAUAUGUUUUUUAAGUCAAGUUUUUGAAUUAUUAAAUACAUUUUCAACAGUUACUUUUCUGGUGAAUGGUUUGACACAAUAAAGAUGAAAGUAAACUAUCCAUAUGGUACACAUUAUGAGUACUCUCACUGUGCCAAUUCAUCUGGUCAAAGUUUUUGAUUCUUGUAUUUUUUUUUACUGCUACUGUGCCUUUCAUAUGAAAAUGACAACUUUUUCAUGAAUUAAACUGUGGAAUGAAAUAAAAAAUAUACAUGUA